ACAACCGCACAAAACGACCAACGUUCUCUUCUUUUCUUCCCUCUGUUCUCUCAUCUCCCGAUUUCCUUCUUCCCAAACACAAACCCGAACAAGAAAAGAAGCAGCAACUCCUUGGCUUGGUUGAGAUGAGGGCUUUAGCAAGAUUGAUCGGACGAAGUCUCUCAUCUCAGAAAAGAUUCCACCUUUCUGAGCAACCCAACACCUUCCGGUACCUCUCUCGCCGAACCUAUUUCCCAUCCACGACGUCGUUUUCGGGUCGCCCUAUCUCCCCCUCUUCGUCUCCUUUCGCUUCUACCAAAUGGGGCCUUCUCUCAGGGCAGAAGAGAAGCAUGUUUAUACAAACACAGUCGACACCCAAUCCUGCAUCGCUUAUGUUUUACCCUGAUAAGCCUGUUAUGGAAGUUGGCAGUGCUGACUUUCCGAAUCCUCGGUCCGCUAUGAACUCCCCACUGGCCAAAGCCCUUUAUGGAAUUGAUGGUGUCACUCGAGUGUUUUUUGGAUCAGAUUUUGUCACUGUAACUAAAUCAGAAGAUACUUCAUGGGAUAUUUUGAAGCCAGAAAUCUUUGCAGCAAUCAUGGACUUUUAUUCUUCUGGGGAGCCACUCUUUCUCGACUCAAAAGCUGGGGCAGCAAAGGACACAGCUAUUCAUGAGGAUGAUUCAGAAGUCGUUGCCAUGAUCAAAGAAUUAUUGGAGACUCGCAUUAGACCAGCAGUGCAAGAUGAUGGUGGAGAUAUUGAGUAUAGGGGAUUUGAUCCAGAGACUGGAAUAGUUAAACUGAGCAUGCAAGGAGCGUGUAGUGGUUGCCCAAGCUCAUCAGUCACCCUGAAAUCUGGCAUUGAGAACAUGCUCAUGCAUUAUGUACCUGAGGUCAAAGGUGUGGAGCAAGAACAUGAUGAAGAAGAAGAUGCAGCACUAACAGGACAUGUAGAGUAGAGAUUUAUUUUUUUGUUCAAAGCAGGCAUAACUUAAAGAUAGAAUGGUGAGCUCACGAGAGAUUGGUAGCAUUCUUGUACAGUAGCAAAUAAAGUUGUAUUUUAUUUAUUGAUUGGUCAUGGGAGUUACUGAAUAGUAAGAAUCUAGAGCUUUGAGUUGUAUAACGCGAAAUUCGACUGGUUUACUUGGUCAAUCAAAAUUUCCUUGUUC
Fragaria vesca subsp. vesca is the source of this 1145-nucleotide messenger RNA. Its product is annotated as nifU-like protein 4, mitochondrial-like. The record is from RefSeq and is a predicted model, not a curated record. Gene Ontology annotation, molecular function: iron-sulfur cluster binding; iron ion binding. The coding region runs from base 126 to 935 and encodes 269 amino acids. Gene Ontology annotation, biological process: iron-sulfur cluster assembly. The transcript has 6 exons. Gene Ontology annotation, cellular component: mitochondrion. Lineage: Eukaryota; Viridiplantae; Streptophyta; Magnoliopsida; Rosales; Rosaceae.